AUGUUAUACGGAAUUUCGGCACUAAGUGUACUUCAAAAAGUUUCACAGAUAGGUGCCGUCAGACGUCGGUGUGAGAUAUAUCCAUUGACUUUAUUUCAAAUGACAAAUGAAUAUAUAUAUGAUGUCGAUAAUGAUUCGUUAAACCUUGAAAUAGAUGAAUUAUGUUCCAGUUUUCAACUGUACAAGUUUAACUACGAUAAAUACUAUUUAGAUUCACAUUUUCAGAAAUUGUUUAACGCUGUUGAUAAAUGGAAACAAACAAUGAUAGCUCGAAUAACAAAAAUUCAUGCUCAAAAACGCGAAGAAAUUCGUCUCUGUCAGCAGCAAACAGUAAAAGAGUAUGAGAAACAAAGGAUAAUACUAAAUGAGCAAUUUACAAUACAAAUGAAACAAGUUAAUAUUGAACGCAACGAUUUUGAACUCUUAAAAUCAAAAUUAAAAUUGCUAAAGGACGAUUUAGGAGAAAUGAAACAGGAAGAUAAAUGUAAAGCAAUUCCAUUUGAUUACGAACAAGAUGAAAAACGAAUAAAAAAUCAACCAAUUACAAAAGGUUUAUUCAAGCUGCAAUCAUGUCAAACAUUUGAACUUGAUACCGAAUAUACUAUGAUGGCAUCUUGUGACUCAUCUUGUCAUCUCCUUCUUCAUGAUGGAAAAUAUUUGAAAUUAUUCUCUAGUGAAUCACUGCUAUCUAAACUUGAUUUACAACUGCAUGGUCCACAACAACCUCGAAUAAUUGACAUGUAUUGGUCUAAUGAACUAGAAAAAUAUUUAAUUCUUUAUAGUCAUUCAUUAUGGCAAUUAGAUUCUGAAAUGUCAUUUGAAAUAAAAAAAUUUUUUUCAUUAGAUGAAAAAUACUUGUCAUUAACGAUUAAUGGACAAGAUUUAUAUUUGUUAAAUGAUAAAAAUAAUAUUGAACGAUGGAUGCUGACAAAAGACACAUGUCAACAAAUGAGAAUCUUUUCAAAUUUUGAAGCACCGGCAAACAAAAUUGAAUAUAUUCGAUCUUCGCCAAUUUAUUUAGUAUCUAUAAUUCGUAAUACGAAUAAUAAUCGUCGUUCACUAUGUAUAAGAGAUUUUUCAAUGAAAUUAAUUCGUCGACUCGUCGCUGAAUGGAAUAUCUAUUCGAUAUCUUACUUUCGUGAUCAUCAGUGGUUUGCAUCGACAUGUGAUUGGCGUCUAUACUAUUUCAUUGACGAUGAUGAUGAUAAUAAAUUUGUUAAUUUACAUUACAUUGAUUAUGGAAAAUUUAAAGUUAAAAAUGCAUGUACAACAACAUUUAGUAGUGGUUUGAUUGCAUUAAGAACAACAUAUCCAGCCACAUUACAAUUAUGUAAAAAAGAUUUAACGGAUCAGUAUUUUUGUAGUAUUUUUUAA
Messenger RNA from Didymodactylos carnosus, 1374 nucleotides. The record is from the annotation of a GenBank genome assembly. Lineage: Eukaryota; Metazoa; Rotifera; Eurotatoria; Philodinida; Philodinidae.